AUGCUGUCCUUCACCGCGCCCAGGACUCCGCCGUGGCUCGUCGCCUCCCUCAUCGUGCCGCGUCUUUACCUUUCCAAUCUCUUCACUGCGCGCGACCCCGCACAGCUCACAGAACUGGGCGUUACACAUGUUCUGAGCGUGGUAGAGGAUGCUCCAAAUAUUCCCAAAGACAUGGGACUCAGGACACUUCAUGUGCCGAUACGGGACGAGGUCGGGGUAGACAUCCUGGGAUACCUCGAUGAGACCACAGACUGGAUCAAAGCUGCCCUUUCCGAGAACGUCUCUAACACAGUACUGGUUCACUGCCUCGUAGGCAUGUCCCGCUCAGCCACAGUUGUCUGCGCCUACAUCCUGGCCACGACGAACAUGACGCCCUCGCAAUCCAUCAGCUUUGUUGCUUCCAAGCGAAGUGUGGUCUCCCCCAACGUUGGCUUCAGGAAACAGCUGGAGCACUCAGACUCGGCUUGA
Molecule: messenger RNA, 468 nt
Organism: Fomitopsis serialis
Lineage: Eukaryota; Fungi; Basidiomycota; Agaricomycetes; Polyporales; Fomitopsidaceae
Product: protein-tyrosine phosphatase-like protein
Exons: 4
Coding region: 1-468 (155 amino acids)
Biological process (GO): protein dephosphorylation
Cellular component (GO): cytosol
Molecular function (GO): protein tyrosine/serine/threonine phosphatase activity
Source: RefSeq, a predicted model, not a curated record